Molecule: messenger RNA, 677 nt
Organism: Cinara cedri
Lineage: Eukaryota; Metazoa; Arthropoda; Insecta; Hemiptera; Aphididae
Source: the annotation of a GenBank genome assembly
AUGAGCGACAACAAUUUUGAGCAACGGUGUGCUAUCCGAUUUUGUUUCAAACUUGGACACAGUGCGACAGAAACUUUUCAAAAGCUCCAACAAGUAUAUGGAGAAAGUGUACUUUCAAGGGCUCAGGUUUUUAGGUGGUUUAAGGCAUUUUCUGAAGGCAGAGAGGCGAUUGAAGAUGAACCUCGCAGUGGAAGACCUUCAACUGCAAAAACUGAUGAAAACGUCAUCAGAGUUCGAGAUCUUGUCCGAUCCGAUCGUCGGUUGACCGUCAGAAUGAUCGGAGAACAGUUAGGAUUGACUCACACCACCGUUCAUCACAUUUUGACCAAUGAUUUGGAGAUGAGAAAAAUUUGUGCAAAAAUGGUUCCUUGGCGCCUUGGCGCCACACAGCCAUUUCAAUCAACCAGUUUUUGGCAACCAAAAAUAUUCCUGUGGCCCCUCAACCCCCUUAUUCACCCGACUUGAGCCCUUGUGACUUUUUUCUCUUUCCACGAAUAAAGAUUCACCUUAAAGGACGACAUUUUGGGACACUAGAAAAUAUUCAAUCAUCUGUGACCGAUGAACUGAAAGCUAUUCCAGUAACUGAGUUCCAGAACUGCUAUAAACAAUGGAAACAUCGACUCCAGCGCUGUGUGGAUUCUCAGGGCAACUACUUUGAAGGAGACAAUGUAAAGUAG